This is a messenger RNA of Bubalus bubalis (water buffalo), 1788 nucleotides long. RefSeq names its product homeobox C10 (gene HOXC10). Gene Ontology annotation, cellular component: nucleus. The transcript is spliced from 5 exons. Gene Ontology annotation, molecular function: RNA polymerase II cis-regulatory region sequence-specific DNA binding; DNA-binding transcription factor activity, RNA polymerase II-specific. Bases 418 to 1317 code for a protein of 299 amino acids. The record is from RefSeq and is a predicted model, not a curated record. Lineage: Eukaryota; Metazoa; Chordata; Mammalia; Artiodactyla; Bovidae. Gene Ontology annotation, biological process: regulation of transcription by RNA polymerase II.
GGAGGACGCAGGAGAGGAGAAACUUUAGUUCUGUUCGGGAGUCCUUAACUUUUUCUCUCCCUUUUUCUGUCCACAGGAGCCCUCCCCCAAACCUCACCCCACUCCCAUCCCAAGGGAAGAAGUGGGGGCGGGGGCCAAGGCAAGGAAAAGAGGAGUUACAGGCUGGUUCCCGGGUAAUCAAACCCCAUUCUCCCUAGAACCCCCGCACCCCCCUCUACCUCCCUCCUGCCCCCGUCGCCCCGGGGGCCCUUCCUUUGUUCGCGGGGAAGGGCUCCGACGCCCCUACCCCGAGGCGGCUGCUAGGUGGCGCUGUUACUCCACGCUGCACACUCCGCCUGCCGACAACUUGACCCCGCUGACGUCACGGCCGUCUGAAUCAUCAAGGCCAUUUUCAAAUCCCAUUGGUCUAGCCGUCACAUGCUGGACUCCUGGGGCGACCCCAAAGCCGCCUACCGCCUGGAACAACCUGUUGGCAGGCCGCUGUCCUCCUGCUCCUACCCACCUAGUGUCAAGGAGGAGAAUGUCUGCUGCAUGUACAGCGCAGAGAAGCGGGCGAAAAGUGGCCCCGAGGCAGCUCUGUACUCCCACCCUCUGCAGGAGUCCUGCCUCGGGGAGCACGAGGUGCCCGUGCCCAGCUACUAUCGCGCCAGCCCGAGCUACUCCGCGCUGGACAAGCCGCCCCACUGUGCCGGGGCCAACGACUUCGAAGCCCCUUUCGAGCAGCGGGCCAGUCUCAACCCGCGAGCCGAACAUCUGGAGUCUCCCCAGCUCGGGGGUAAAGUGAGUUUCCCUGAGACCCCCAAGUCCGACAGCCAGACCCCCAGUCCCAAUGAGAUCAAGACCGAGCAGAACCUGGCAGGCCCCAAAGGCAGCCCCUUGGAGAGCGAAAAGGAUCGGGCCAAAACCGCCGACUCCAGCCCAGACACCUCCGAUAACGAAGCAAAAGGUCUCUGGCCAGGGCAGUUGUCUGAGGACCCCUCAGCAUGCCCCAGAGCUGUUGCCCCUGACCUCUGCUGCCUGCACAAGCUCCCUGCCUCAGAGGAGAUAAAGGCAGAAAACACCACAGGAAAUUGGCUGACAGCAAAGAGCGGAAGGAAGAAGAGGUGCCCCUAUACUAAACACCAGACGCUGGAAUUGGAGAAAGAAUUUCUGUUCAAUAUGUAUUUGACGCGAGAGCGCCGCCUGGAGAUUAGCAAGACCAUUAACCUUACAGACAGACAAGUCAAAAUCUGGUUUCAAAAUCGCAGAAUGAAACUCAAGAAAAUGAACCGAGAGAAUCGGAUCCGGGAACUGACCUCCAAUUUUAAUUUCACCUGAGCUCGGGGGCCUCCCCUCCCCCUCCCUUCUCUCCCCCCCCACCUUCUUUUCCCCGCCCCUCCUCCCUUUGUGCCUGGUGGUAUAUUUUUUUUUUCCUCCCUGAGUAUAAAUGCAACACGCCUGCAAAAAAGGCAAAGACCUCAGACUCUCCAUCCAAGGGACCUAUGGUUCGUGCUCCGAAGAUGCGUCCACCUAAAGCAUGAGAAAUGGGGUGCUGGGGUGUGGGGUGUGGUGUGCCCACAUAGAUGAGGGUGGGAGUGUGGCUGGUGUGUGUGUCAACCCCUCACUCAUGCACGCACUCACACAUAGCAUCCUGUUCUCCAGGCAAAGUUAAGGUCGAAUCCACCCGAUUAUAGGGGGAAAAAAAUCAACCAGAGAAGGUCUGUAAUCUCGCAGAGCACAGUCAGAAUCAGAAUCGCUUCUUCCUUGCUGCAUUUCCUCCUUAGAAUAAUAGACGUUUUGGAAAGUUCA